AUGACCACUAAAGAGAAUGGUCCCGCGAGAGCACACGCGAGAGUUUGUCGCUGGUAUGGCGUCGAAUGCGAGGGCUCUAUGGUGACACAUCUGAACCUGACGAACAAUCACAUCUGGGGUGACUUUCCCAUCGAAUUCCAAGCGCUGAGUGAGCUGCGAGUGUUGGAUCUUUCAAAGAACCUCCAAUUGAAGGGUUCUCUCUCGGCUGAUCUUUUCACAGCUUGGAGCCAAAUGGAAUAUCUUCUGCUUCAGGAGAAUCGAUUUGGAGGUCGGUUGCCAGAACAGAUUGGCGAACUCACUCGACUUACCCAGCUCUCGCUUUGGGGUAACGAGUUGAGUGGUCCAAUAGCGCCAACUUUGAACAAGUUGACCAAUAUGAGGGCCUUGAUGCUGCAGGAUAACAGCUUCAUUUCAACAAUUCCCGAUUUGUCCUCAUUGCAGGAGCUAGGUGAGCAAUCUCUUUGGAAACUGGUUCUAGCCUGGACUUUCAAAGUCACGGUGUACAGUACUUUCCUUCCUUACACCGAGUCAUUCUUUUCCGUUGUCAUGACAGCCUAUCUACAUCUAGACGUCAACAAACUGACAUCUACGAUUCCAAGUUGGAUUGGAAAGCUCACGCAGCUUCGCGAUCUGAGAGUACACCAGAAUAGCCUUACUGGAACCAUCCCAAAAGAAUUGGCCAACGCCCAGAAUUUAGGGGUCUUCUUCGCAGGGGACAAUCGAUUGGCAGGGCCGAUUCCAGAAAUCUUCCAAGAUCUUCCCAAACUAAGCGACUUGCAGCUCCAUCGAAACAUAUUCCGAAGCAGUCUUCCUACUUCCAUUCAGUACCUCACAAACCUCAGACGCUUCACGAUUGACCAUUGUGGCAUGACAGGAACACUGCCACCAGCAUGGCAAGCUCUUAGCAAGCUCCAAGUACUCGCAAUCAAUCACAACAAUUUGGUGGGGCCCCUUCCCACGACCUACGGCAACAUGAGGAGUCUACGCGAUCUUUGGGUGAAUCACAACUUCCUGCAAGCAGCUAUUCCCAGCGAGCUCGGGAAGCUAACGGAUUCCCUUGUACGACUAUAUCUCGAGAGCAAUGCUUUCCAUUCGACCGUGCCGGCAGAGUUGGGAAAUCUAGACAAACUCGAACAGUUUCGCGUCUUUGAGACUCUAGUAACGGGGACCAAA
Messenger RNA from Seminavis robusta, 1173 nucleotides. The record is from the annotation of a GenBank genome assembly. Lineage: Eukaryota; Bacillariophyta; Bacillariophyceae; Naviculales; Naviculaceae.